AUUACACACAAGAUAAUUACUUCCACAGUUCUAAAAAAUUGUUGAUAGACACCGAGUUGCUAAUAUCUAAUAUUUAAUAUUGGUUUCAAUAUAUUCAAUAUAAAUAAUUAUUUACCUUGCAGAUAACAUAACAAUAUUGACAUUUAUUAUUAUUCUUCCAUAUGGUAGUGAUAUUUGCAGUCUCAUUUGCAAUCGAAUAAACCAAAAGAGCAGUUCCCGAUGGAGAGUCAAAGUGAUUCAAGUGGUCAUUCUGGACCGAAUGUGGAUGGUCUUAUGAAGGACAUAUUUUCGAAAAAAACCCCACCUCCAGUAGAUCUUCCAAAGGCUCCACCUCCAGAUGCAGAAGUUUAUGAUAAAUGUAAAGUAAAGGGAACAGCUAUUAUUUUUAAUCAUAGGUAUUUUACAAUGGAAAAUGUCUCUCCAAGAGACGGUACUGAUCUAGAUAGAGAUGCUUUACAAAAAGUACUUCGUGAAUUAACUUUUGAUGUCCAGGUCUACAACGAUUUAACCUUAGAAUCAUUACUAGAAGUACUAGGUAUAGUUUCCAAAAUGAAUCACACGCAAUGUGAGUGCCUUAUAAUCGCAGUAAUGUCACAUGGAGAUGAUGGUAUAAUUUAUGCCAGAGACGAACCUUAUCCUACAAAAAAAUUAUGGAGUUAUUUUACACCUUUACGAUGUCCUAGUUUGGCUGGGAAACCAAAACUGUUUUUUAUUCAGGCCUGCAGAGGAAGCGAUUCUGAUCCAGGGCAAGUCGUCACAUACGUAGAACAGGAUUCUAGACCAGCAACUAGCAAAACGUACACUAUACCCAUAAUGGCCGACAUACUUGUUAUGUAUGCUACAGUAGAAGAAUAUUAUGCUUGGAGGGAUCCAGCUACAGGCAGUUAUUUCAUUCAAGCUUUGGUCAAUCAAUUGAGAAAACAUCAUAACUCUGAAGAUCUCUUAUCUAUUUUGACGAGGGUCAAUAGAGAAGUAGCCAUAGGAUUUACCUCGUACGAGCCUAAUUACCCCAAGUAUAAUAACAAAAAGGAAAUGUGUUCAAUCGUUUCUAUGUUGACUAGAAAAUACUAUUUUAAUUUAUAAGUUUAUCUUUAUCUCACAAAAAUGAUUCUAAUGUACAAAUUUGAUUAUUUCAGAGCUAAAUAAAAUCUUGUGAUAAGUUU
This is a messenger RNA of Diabrotica balteata, 1163 nucleotides long. The record is from the annotation of a GenBank genome assembly. Lineage: Eukaryota; Metazoa; Arthropoda; Insecta; Coleoptera; Chrysomelidae.